AAUCGGUAGGCAUGAAUGAGAAUUGUAAUUUUGGAAUCAAGGUUGUAGUUGAAUGUCAUUGUUUGCUGCUGGUUUUGAAUAAUUAAUUACAUUGAAUUUGACAAUUGCUUUUAAUAUAAUUUUAAACUUAACAUUGCAGCUUUUACAGAGUGGGUGGGAGACAUGGUUUGAGGGAAGAACAAACAUUUUGUGCCUGCUAAUCUGAAUGAUUGUGAUGAAAGGAAGUACUUGUCAUGCAGAAUGUAUUGGCUGUGGCCAGCAUUCUGUUUAUUAGCUAGGUACUUGGCUUGUGGACUACGUUGGGUUGAAGGAAGAUGAAAUGUAUUCAGUUUAGGAUAUUACAUAAUUAGGAACUUUGAGGUUAAUGAACACCUAAUGCUAGUAAGGUAUGUGUUGGAUAUAUAGAUAGAAUUGCAUUCAGAAUUUUGAUUAGGAAAGUACCUUGAAAGUAAGCAUGUGGGACAGUAGUAAGUACAUGACACCAUUUAAGUAGCUGUUUGGGAGGUGGUUGGAACUGUUGAGGCUAUAUGUAACUUGUCAGCUCUGGUUGUAAUGAUUAAUGUUCAGGAUCAAAGUAGUAAACAUAGACCUAAAAAGGAGAUGGAAUUGUCAACCCUACCUUGUUCCCAAAUGUAGACGUUACUAAACUUAUUGCAUCUUUACAAGCAUGUUGGAGCUUGUAUAUCUUAAGGAUUUUUUAUUGUGUAAAAGUGUGAUGGUUAUUGUGCCCAUUAACUUUGUUUGCAGAAAGUAUAUGACUCACUGGUACUACGUGUCAGUUGGUCUAGCAAAUGCUUUGAAAUUCUCCUUUACCUCAGUAAAGUGAUUACCUAUUACUGGGCAAAUAGGAUUUGUUUACAGAUAGGUGCAGGCAUUUAUCUCUGCCACCACAUCUGCUUAUGCUCUGUUAGGCAAAUCUCUAGUCGGGUGGCUGCAUUUUACCUAGUAAAAUAGCUUGUGCUAAGAACUGCGUACUGCAUGUAAAAAAUUGUCCAUGAGCCCCGUGUCAUGGAGGUAAAUAAUCUGUUUCUUGCAGGGAAUUUCCCAGUCUUUUAAGUCCAUACCAGACAGUGCCUUCUAAUUUGUAGUGUUUUAAAUUAUCCCCGAAAAGUGGCUGCUCUGAAAAUGGGACGACAUUUUCGUGUUUACUGUAUCGUUGCAUGCGUAUAACCUUUAAAUGGCAGUUCUGUAUUUUCACGAGAGGCGUAAGUCGGUACCCUUUCAUGUAAGUAAUUUUCUACAAGACUGCACUCGCAAAGGAACAAUGUUAUAACGUAGCAAGCAUAUGAGGGCAGUGAUGUUCUUCAGGGUUUGGCGCCGUUCGGACUGCUCGGUAGACGCCAACGUUUUGGAAAAAUGUAGAUUGAGACGUGAGACUGCUUUCUCCGAAACGUUUGCACAGCGACCAGUCCACAUGACGCCGAAACAGAACACUAUCAUUUUUGUCACAGCCGUGAAAACUUCAAAUUUCGCUUGUGAUGGUAGCCAGCGACAACGCCAGAGUGUUGGAUUACAUAAGUCCGUUGCAUCGGCUUACAUCGCUCAAGAUGAGGAGAGGAACAAUUGUUGUGUUAUGGGUCGUCCUUCUCGUCGCGCUGCUGACGGUUUCUCAGGCGCACGCAAGACCUCACAGAAGUAUUUAUGUUCUGCUUUCCUGCCAUGGUUGUUGCUUAAUGUUGCUUGUGACUGAGAUCGAUAAGUGGCAGAAACGAGUAUCAGACCAGAGGCUGGCAGAGUUGGAGACUUACAUGGCGCUGAGGAAGAUGGCGGGAAAAUUGGUCACCGUACCGCUAGGGUUCGGACAGGUGGACCCAGCCAAGAUUGGACGUCGACGACGCCGUUCUUUAGAAGUCCUGUUGCAGGAACUGCGCAAUCCUUUGACGCAAGACGACCGCGACAACACGGCGGACGCCAACGCCAACGUUAACGCCAUGUUAGCGGAUAACAGUGAGAGUGACGAGGAUGUACGGGACUACGUAGAGUCCCAUCAGUCGCUACCGGAAUGGUACCAUGCAGCUCAGGUCUGAGGAAAAGGUCCCUUCAACGACGUAGCCCUACCAUCUCGCCUGUCUCUUGUUGUCGAACCACAGCUGAUAGAUGUGGACUUGUCACUGUUUCUUUUUCAAGUGAAAAUGACUGAAGUUGUGUUUAAGUAACUGCAUUCCUAACUCAGUUUAUUUCAGUCAUUUUAUCGCUUCAGACCUAGUGCCCAGGAAUAGGUAAAAUUUCAGUGAGUGGCGUCUUUUAAGAAUAUAUGGAGAUGACGUAAUAUUAGAUGAUUUGUUUUAUCUUCAUCUCUACGGCUUGUGGUACAUUAUUGUAGCGGAAAUGAACAUUAGAAAAUAAAGUCUAACGUAGACAAAGAAACGGGAAAAUAAACUA
Messenger RNA from Zootermopsis nevadensis, 2382 nucleotides. Lineage: Eukaryota; Metazoa; Arthropoda; Insecta; Blattodea; Termopsidae. The record is from RefSeq and is a predicted model, not a curated record.